GCAGAUUGCGGCGGGGCUGGGGAGGUAUCCGCAAGAGCGGCCGAUCCAGCAAGGAAGAGGUCUGAUCUAAUAAAAUAGGCGAACCCACCAGUCAGAUUGGAGCCGGACACCACCGUCCUUCCUUCCCCUGCAUCUAGAGUUUAUGGAGAUUGAAGAAUCUGGGGCGCCCCCUGGCCCUGGCCGCGGCAAGAAGCGGCCUCCUUCCCCUCCUACUCCGGACGACGACGAGUCUACAACUAGCAUCGAUGACACCGAAUGGUUGGUCAGCGACAGCGGCAGCGAGGAAGGCGAGGACCACGAUAAUCAGGGGGCAAACGGCCCUUUUACAGUGGAUAAAUUUCCAACAGCUACUUGUGAUCCUGACGAGCAGAUCAAUGUGCUCUAUAUUGAUCCAGAGACUAGGCUCCGAGGACCUUUACCAAUCAGACGUUAUCCUCCAUUCAGAGGUGGCUAUCAUUUCUUCUGUGCAGAUUAUAAAGUUAACAACGAAUCAGAAUUAACUGUCAGAAGUGCCAGGGAUUGCUUUAAUGGAUGUCAGUGCCAUCCAAUGCAUUUGUUUCAGUUGGUUGAUAUUAAAAUUGCGGGCUACCGACAUGACCAGCCUGGACGUGCUAACAUCUCUGGCUUUGUCGCUAUGCGGGAUACAGUCGAGCCCUUGCGCAACUAUGUGUAUAAGCGUGAUGUUAACAAUUGUGAAGCUAUCUCUGUGAAUCGAAAGACGGGUGUGGCACGUUUGUCAUUGACCAGCCCUGCUCGAGUUAUUUCAAUGGUGAAUCGUGUGUUGAUUGAGUUUGAGCUCUGUGUCCGGACAGAUGCCCUGCCCGAAGAUAAACCCAAGGGUGAAUGCCUCAUUGAAGGAUGCACUGAGUUCACCGAUUUCCACGAAUCCAAGUCAAAUGUUCAGCACCGACGCAUGUAUGGCGAAAGGUGUGCACUGGAUGUCAAGUACAUGAUGCUGAUCAAUGCGGUGGAGGCCCGAGUUGAGCUCAAGGUUCUCCACCUUGGUGCCAUUGCCGGCGGCGUCAACAUGAAGCUGCUUGCCAAGACCAGUGGCUUCGAUGAGGUGAUCCGACUCUUCCGAGGUGCUGCUCCGGAGCCACACUCCAUUAUGACUUUCGUUGUCGCGGCAGAGAGACGCAAAAACCUUGAUCUUUACAUUGAAGCAGCUCCGAGAGACGAUCCUUUUGUUGGGAAGGAGAAGUCCAUGUCAUGUUCUUGGCAGGUAUACAGCUUUCAGCCUGGCUUCCAUGGGACUGAUGAAGAAGAGGUGAAGCUGGGCGAGUUUGCAGAACUUUCACUAAAGGUUAUUUGGAAAUCAUACGGGUUCUAGUGAAAAGCAGAGUAGUCGAGAGUUUAUGGCUAGCAAAAAUCUGCCGAUGGAUCUGAACUGUUGAGCUCACAUCGAACUGUCCAAGAUUAUUUCAGUACUAGUUGUCGCCAGCGCCGUUUCUGUAUUGUGUCACCUAUUUUCAUUUGUUCAUGAGGUCAUGUACAUUCAGUUAAACUUGCUACUGUUAUUCUUGCUUUAAACUAUCCGUGCAUCUCUGAACCUCGGCCCAGACUGAGCAACGACGUAUCCAAGAACAGUGCAUUUCUUUUCCUUUUAUAUGUGGUAACCUGUAAUUUUUUGUAGCAAAUCCUAUGUCGUCCUUGGUAUCAUUUAAGUUAGUCCUGCAGCUAAUCAGCCAAGUUUCCCAGGCAUAAGAAUCUAUUCCUGAAAUCAUAUUGUGACAUUA
Panicum virgatum (switchgrass) is the source of this 1736-nucleotide messenger RNA. RefSeq lists its product as uncharacterized. NCBI's taxonomy places the organism in Eukaryota, Viridiplantae, Streptophyta, Magnoliopsida, Poales, Poaceae. Bases 143 to 1330 code for a protein of 395 amino acids. The transcript is spliced from 5 exons. The record is from RefSeq and is a predicted model, not a curated record.